GUAGAAACGGUCGCCAUUGUUUGAUGGCAAAUAUUUCUUUGUUGAUAGAUACAUUUCGGUCGAAAUAGUUUCAAUGUUUACUUAUUUGGUGAUAAAACUCGGCUAAUUUUAUAACUCGAACAAAAUGAGCUUUAAAUCCAAAGUUGUGGAGGGCGAAAAUGUCCUGGAUGAUAUUUUAGAUGACUGUCAUGGUGGAGAUGACUUUUCUUCUGAAAUGAAUGAGGAUUCAGAUAUUCAAUCAAGAAGUUUGCAGAGAGGAUUAAAAAGGCCUUCAACAACAGUAAAUAAGCAGUUUGAUGCCAGAUCAAAAAUCAUGAAAACUUCUACUGGUCAGGGCAAAUUAAAUGGUGACUCUCAAGAUUUAGAGGAUUCAGAAGAUGAUGAAGAUGAAGAAGAAGAUGAGGAUGAUGAUGAUGAAGAUGAGGAGGAUGAAGAAGAGGAUGGUGAUGAGGAAGGAGAUGAAGAGGAAGAGGAUGAUGAUGAAGAAGAUGAGGAAGAGGAGGAAGAAGAUGAGGAGCAGCCUGAUGGUGUUAAAAAGGAAAAGUUAGAUUUAAGUGCUAAUUCUGAAGAAGGCAAUACAGAACCAGGCGACAAAGUAGAUAGGAAGCGUCAAAGGGGUAUCUCUCCAAUUGAAUGGGACAGAAGAAGUGAAGGUUCCAAGAACAAGGCCAAAGAAGAAAGUUUAGGAGAUUUAGGUGAUAGUUCAUCAAAAGAUUGCAAAAGUAGAGACAAAGAGGAGGAUAGACAAUACUGGUCCAAGUUAAAGUAUCUUAUGAGAGGAGCCCGCUUCUUUUUAGUGAAAAGUAAUAAUCAUGAAAAUGUUGCAUUAGCUAAAGCAAAAGGUGUUUGGUCAACCCCACCACAAAAUGAAGCUCGAUUCAAUCAAGCUUUUAGGGAAUGUGACAAUGUAAUACUCAUAUUUUCUGUGAAAGAAAGUGGAAAAUUUCAAGGAUUUGCACGUUUGGCUGAGGAGUCCACUAAAGAUCAUCCCUCUAUACGCUGGGUUUUGCCCCCUGGAAUGACUUCACGUGCAUUAAGUGGUGUAUUCAAACUUGAUUGGAUUACAAGAAGAGAUCUUGAGUUUCCCAAAACUAAUCAUUUGUUCAACAUUUGGAAUGAUAACAAAAGAGUAAAAAUUGGCAGAGAUGGUCAGGAAAUAGAGCCAAGGUGUGGAGAGAGUCUUUGCAAAUUGUUCCCAGCAGAUGAAAAUCUUGACAUAGCAGACAUUGUACGGAAAGCAAGGAAAGGUCACAGUCAACCAGCAGAACGAGAUCUCAGGGAAAGAGCACCACGUGUUUUGGGCCCUAGGAGGCCAGCUAUGCCUCCUGGGCCUGAGUUUUCCAGAAGACGACAAAGUAGGGAUGAAUUUUUUGAAGGGCCCAAUCCAAGACCAUCUAAACGAAGUCGUGGCAACUAUGACAGAGAGCCUUUCUACAAAGAUCGCAGAAUGGAAAGGUCACCAAGAUAUGCAGGGGUGAGAAGAGACACUUUUAUAAAUGGGUCAUAUUCUGACUACAUGAGAGAAUUUAACCAAAGACCACCUCCACCGCACCCAAUGGCACAGUUUGGUCCUCCACCUGGAUUUUUUGAGCAAGGUGGUUUUGGUCCUCAGUUUGAAAGACCACCACGAGGAAAUUAUCCUAUGGGACCCAGUGACUUUGGCACAAGUAGAAAUGGAGACUCAAGCAGCAAACGUUCUUAUGAGAGAGAUGUGGAUGAUUUUCUACGACGAACUACACAUGGACUCAAUUCUAAGCAUAGAAGUAGGGAGGAAAGGAGGAGUGAGAGAGAUCAUGAACGUGUGCGUGACAGAGGCAGGGAACAUGACAGGGAACACAGAAGUGACAGAGAAUAUGAUAGAAGGGACCAUGAAAGAGAGAGGGAACGUGAGAGGACCAACAGGCAUCAUAGAGAGCGGCGAUGAUCAUUUUUUUCCCAGAGAUUUUUAUACUUUUGCAUUUCAUUUGUCAUAGCAGUCAUUAAAUUCGCCUCUCAUCUUUUACUUUUGUACAUAAAAUUGGGUUAAAAUUCCACGUUAUUGUAUCAAAACAUUAGCCUGAGCCUAUAAUUGUAAAAAAUAGAAUACUUGCUCACAUGGUUUAUCAGUGAAGGAUACACAUUAAAUUUCUUUUACAUAAAACAAAUACAGGUGCCACAUGUGAAAUGACCAGGGCCCAAUGAAGGAUGAUAUUCUUUACCAAGCUUUAAUGCUCAUGAAUCUGGUAACAGGUCUCACAAUAGUCACGAUUGUUAACAUCUAUGCAUUGAAACUUAACAGGGAAAUUGCUUGUGAAAGAGUUGGACAUGCAUACUUCCCCAACUUACCUUCCUACAAAAACUUAGACCCCUUACAGCUUCAACAACAUGUUCACCCCACCAACAUGUCGACACCCAACUUUUAAAUGGGAAGUGAAUGCUAUUGUGUAUUGCCACUCUCUAAUUGUGUCAAAUGUUUGACACAAUCUACACAACUAGGCCUAAACACCAGUCCUCUAUCUCUACCUGUUUCCAAGUUAGAUCUGAGCUUCUAAAAAUGUAUUUUCAUCAAUGUUAUCAAUAGCAUGGACUGAAAUAAUACUUA
Molecule: messenger RNA, 2581 nt
Organism: Physella acuta
Lineage: Eukaryota; Metazoa; Mollusca; Gastropoda; Physidae
Product: YTH domain-containing protein 1
Biological process (GO): mRNA splicing, via spliceosome; regulation of alternative mRNA splicing, via spliceosome
Cellular component (GO): nucleoplasm
Molecular function (GO): mRNA binding; N6-methyladenosine-containing RNA reader activity
Source: RefSeq, a predicted model, not a curated record